Molecule: messenger RNA, 1614 nt
Organism: Gracilinanus agilis (Agile Gracile Mouse Opossum)
Lineage: Eukaryota; Metazoa; Chordata; Mammalia; Didelphimorphia; Didelphidae
Gene: ASIC3
Product: acid sensing ion channel subunit 3
Exons: 11
Coding region: 1-1614 (537 amino acids)
Biological process (GO): sodium ion transmembrane transport
Cellular component (GO): membrane
Source: RefSeq, a predicted model, not a curated record
AUGAAGCCCCUCCCAGGCCCACACGAGGAGGACCUAGAGAGAAGGCGACAAGCUUCCGAUAUCUGUGUGUUUGCCAGCAACUGUACCUUGCAUGGGCUGGGCCAUGUCUUUGGGCCAGGCGGCCUGACCCUGCGCAGGGGGCUCUGGGCAGGGGCGGUGCUGCUCUCUCUGACAAUCUUCCUCUACCAAGUGGCAGACCGGAUUCAGUAUUAUGGACAAUUCCAACAUGUGACGGUGCUGGAUGAACGGGAGAGCACCAACCUUCAAUUCCCCGCCGUCACCCUAUGCAACCUCAACCCACUUCGACGCUCCCGGAUUACACCCAAUGACCUGCACUGGGCCGGCCCUGCCCUGCUGGGCCUUGAGCCUAGAGAUCAUGUUGGCUAUCUGAAGGCCUUGGGUCAUCCCCCUGCUCCCCCUGGCUUCAUGCCCAGUGCUACUUAUGACCUGGCUGAACUCUAUGACCGGGCUGGCCACACCAUUCAUGACAUGUUGCUGGACUGUAGCUACCGAGGACAGCAUUGUGGCCCAGACAACUUCACUAUGGUCUUUACUAGAUUGGGUCGGUGUUUCACCUUUAACUCAGGAGCUGAUGGAGCUGAGAUCCUCACAACUUUUAAAGGAGGUGCUGGCAAUGGGCUGGAGAUAAUGUUGACAGUGCAGCAGGAUGAAUACCUGCCCCUGUGGAAGGACAGAGAUGAAACUCCAUAUGAAGCAGGGUUUCGAGUGCAGAUUCAUAGCCAAAAUGAGCCACCCACCAUUGAACAGCUCGGUUUUGGGGUUGCCCCAGGCUACCAGACCUUUGUGUCCUGCCAAAAGCAGCAACUGUCUUUCCUACCACAGCCCUGGGGGGACUGUAGCUCUGUGUCUUUGGACCCCGACUUCAUCAUGGAUUCUCCAGAUCUUCUAAACCCAUCUAAUCCCAGCCCCAGCCCUAAUUCAGUCUACAGUCUCGCAGGCUGUCACCAGGUCUGUGAGACUAAAUACUUGUCUCGGAAGUGUGGCUGCCGCAUGAUGUACAUGCCCGGCAGUGCCCCCGUAUGCAGCCCCCAACAGUACAAGGACUGUGCCAGACCUGCCCUCGGCAGCAUGGUGCGGAAGGACUUGAGCUGCCCCUGCCCCAACGCCUGCGCCAGCACGCGCUACGCAAAGGAGCUCUCCAUGGUCCGAAUUCCCAGUCGCGCUUCAGCCAGCUACCUGGCCAAGAAAUACAACCGCAGCGAGCAGUACAUAGCGGAAAAUGUUCUGGUGCUAGACAUCUUCUUCGAGGCCCUUAAUUAUGAAACCGUGGAACAGCAGAAAGCCUAUGAAGUGGCUGAUCUUUUGGGUGAUAUCGGAGGCCAAAUGGGGCUAUUUAUUGGUGCCAGUCUGCUGACCAUUCUGGAGAUCCUGGAUUUUCUCUUUGAGGUUUUCCAAGACAGGGUUCUUGGCUACUUUCAAAAUAGGAGGUCACAGAAGAGGCCCAGGGACAGCCUGCUCCAACAAGGACUUGACAUCCACCGAAGCCCAGGACCCCACCUCACCUCUAUCCCCAGGCCUCCCACUCCACCUUGUGCUGUCACCAGGACUGUUUCUACUUCACACCGGACCUGCUACCUGGUCACUCGACUCUAG